Babesia ovata is the source of this 3234-nucleotide messenger RNA. RefSeq names its product Tyrosine kinase-like protein. The coding region runs from base 1 to 3234 and encodes 1077 amino acids. Gene Ontology annotation, cellular component: nucleus. The transcript has 3 exons. The record is from RefSeq and is a predicted model, not a curated record. Gene Ontology annotation, biological process: peptidyl-serine phosphorylation; intracellular signal transduction; chromosome segregation. Gene Ontology annotation, molecular function: protein serine/threonine kinase activity; ATP binding. NCBI's taxonomy places the organism in Eukaryota, Apicomplexa, Aconoidasida, Piroplasmida, Babesiidae.
AUGGAUAUGUAUAACGGGCGUGAUAUUCCGUCUGCGGAUGGCGACGGCGUCAAGACACCUAAACACGUUCGACAGCCGAGCGUUAUGCGUUCCCCGGGCAGUAGCGGUGUACAUACGGGUGGACGCAGCGACUCUAUGCCGGUGCAAUUGAGCAGCAAUGCGGAUUCCAAGGUCGGCGAUGUCUACGGGGUUACGCCGCAGAGGCAGGAAGAAAGCCAGAGCACGGCACUUGUGUUCGUCAACGUCCAUGACAAGCGAGAGCUCUUCGUAGUGCCGGCUGACUACCCGUACAAACACAAUUCGGGGGUGGAAGACGACUCCGUCGCCGACAUGGUCUACCCCUUGCUGCCGAAGUUGGUGAGGACGCCGCGCAGGACGCUAGUCCCCUACUGCGGACUGAGCGACGAGCAGGGCAAAGCGAGCACCAUAUCGCGGCUAGACGAGCAGCUUGCGCAGACAGUGAAAAGGGUACUCGAUGGCCAGGACAGGGACCUGCUCGUCUCCGCACCAGAAAAGGACUCGAUAUUCUCACAGGUGAGCUUCACACUGCCAAAAUCGACAUCUCCGCAGGAACACGUCAAACGCCGCAGGCACAACCUGUUCUCCAAGCAGUGGAAGCGCAACGCCAUUAACGAUUGCCUCUAUAGAUUUUACGCCUCUAGGUUCAAGGGGCGUGAGGAUGCCACCCUGAAAGAGAACGCCAGUGCCAGCGCCGAGGGAAACGAAGCCGCCCAACGGCUUCUCCAGGGCACGCGAUCACAGAAGAGACAGGUUACAGCCGAGCCCAAAGACGCCAUGGUUCGGAACUGGAUCAAGUCGGGCCCGGUUUACUGCAAGGCACUAAGUGACGUACUCGGCGCCUACCACGAAUUCCUCUACGAGAGUCAAGAGGGCAACAACGUACUCAAGAGGAAGGUGGCGGCCACAUCGCGGUACUUCUUCGAGAUACUCGCCGAAUCCAAGGACUGCGAACGGAAAAUGCGCGAGCGCGAACUCGUCACGGAAGAACGCCUCUACGGCAGGAAGGACUUCAUUGCGGAAAUCGAACGUGAAAACCAGAACAACAGGAACAGGUGCAAAAAGAUGUACGCGCUGUACCUCCAGUGCCAAAAAAGGUGCGAAGAGCUGACGAGGCAUAUUCGUGACCAGGUCGCCCAGCAGACUGCCGGCGAUCUGGGCACCAGCUCCGAAGCGCUGCAGCCCAAUGAAGUCCAGCCAGAGGGACGUUCAACAGCCUCGCACGAUGUCACUGACGAUACGGCAGUGAACGCCGCCAACAUGACUCAGCAACAGUACGACAUAGAGGACUGCAAAACGACGGCCCCAGCCUCUGGACCUGCGACCGGAGAGGGUGAUAGGGACCAGGAGCAGGAAAGCCAGCCAGAGGAACGCAUGACGCAGAUGGAAGCCAACGCCAACUGUGAGGUUGAUCUGUCGUCACAAGAGGGGCAGACCCAACAGGCAGUGGGCACGCAGGGCGGGAAUGACGGCGCGGCCUCUGCCGGCACCGCGCCGCCAUCCAGGCAAGACUUCUCCUGCGACACACCUCCGAGGGAAAAGACGGUAACCAGCGCUCAAAUCGCAUCGUCGAGUGCAUGGGAUGUGGCAACCAGCGCGCAAAACCGCUCGAUCCAAGUUGUCUCCUCGUGCAUACCAUCGGCACGGGCCCGACAGAGGGAAGAAAUCCUCACGCCUACGCGGAGACUCAGUGAGAGGUCCAUCACAGACUCGAUCGACAAUGCCAGGCAACAACCCUCGUCAGGCAUUGCAUUGGGGUCCCUACAGGGUGCACCCUUCACUCCCUCGUUCCAAUGCAACUCCAACAGCACCAGGGAUCAUUACACGCCUUUCGCGAACAGAUUGAGCUCUGUGGGCCACGUUAACAAAAGGAUAUAUAGUAAAAUGGAGGAAAGAGGCGAGCUUGAGGGCUAUCGAGCGCUGCUUAACGAGCUGAAUUCGCUGCUCUUCGAUGACGGCGGCAGCGUGCUCGGCUUCAGCACGCUGCCGCCAUCACUCAACUGGCUCGACGAAACCGACAACUGCCGACAUACGGUGCCUCCAAGCCAGGAUAAUUUCAGGGACGGCACGCUGUACACUACCUGCUCGUACGCUGAAAUAAAGCUCAUGAAGGUCCUGCAGGGCGGGAUCUGUGCACUAAGGUCAAAGAACCGCAGCAAGGACAUGGAUGCGGCGAUAUUGCAGCAGAUCAUCGAUGCAAACAACGAACUGUGUGAACUGAAAAGGAAGCUGGAUAACGGCAGGUGCGCCCUGUACAAGAAACUGAAGCGCGACUGGGCCGAACGUAAUUCGAAGUGGGCUGGAUUCCCUCCACUGAAGAGAGGUUACAGGCUGCUGAACAUGCUGGGAAAGGGCGGGUUCGCCGAGGUCUGGGAGGUGCUGGACCCCAUCACCCUCACCGUUCAGGCGGCCAAGCUACACAUACUCUCCGUCGACAUGAACCCUAUCGAGCGCGGGAAUGUCGUCAUGAGGGUCAAGAACGAGAUAGACAUACACAAAACGUGCCGAUCGCACAAAAACAUCGUCAAUAUGAAGGCAUGCUUCGAGAUGGGCGACAACAUGCUCGCCACGAUCCUCGAGCUUUGCGACGACGGCGACCUCGACCACUACAUCAAGCUGCACGCGCCGGUGCCGGAGAAGCUCGCGAUCACCUGGACCUACCAGAUCCUGGAGGGGCUGCACUACAUGAAGACGCUGCCCGAGGGGCGGGUGCACCACUGCGAUCUCAAGCCAGGCAACAUCCUCAAGCACCGGGGUGACGUUAAAUUAGCUGAUUUCGGCCUCUCAAAGAUGGUGCCGCACGAGUCCACCAGGGAACUCUGGGGCGGCGGUGGCACAAUCUUCUACCAGCCGCCCGAGUGCCUGCUCGCCAACUUCAGGAACAAACAGAUCGUGCUCACCGACAAAAUCGACAUCUGGGCGGUCGGCUGCAUUCUCUACGAGAUGCUGUACAACGCGCGCCCGUUCGGUUUCAUCGGCGGCAGGAGGUCACUUUCGGGUACGCAACAGUACAUGCAACAGCCCUUAUACUGCAUUACAGAGAGGAUGUACCAGGCCAUACUAAGUGGCGUCAAGUUCCCGCCGAACGACCGGGUGUCGGAGGACUGCAGGGAUCUAAUUUCAAGAUUCCUCGCUUUCGAACCCAACAUGCGGCCCUCCAUAGAGGAGGCCAUGAGUGCUUCCGUAUUCCACACUGAGCUCGCCGGGUUCAUGUGA